AUGUCCACACCUUCCAUCACCCGUUUCGACGCAUCCAAUCCCUCCACCACCCCGGAAGCCCUCAUCGAAAUCCUCCGCCGCGACGGCGGCGUCAUCAUCGAGAACCUCAUCUCCCAGGACCUAGCCGCGCAGAUCAAAGCCGACCUGAAACCGCACUUCGACGCUGACAUCCCCGACAAAUACGGGUUCUUUCCUGCCACGACACAGCGCGCCACAGGGCUGUUGGGGAUCUCGGAUGCCUGCAUCGAGCUGGCUUGUAAUCCGUUAUAUAUUGCCGUUGCGAACGCCCUGGUCUCAUCCCGGUAUACUAUGUGGAGAGGCGAUCGGCAAGAAACGGUCAGUGGGAAGCCAAUUCUGACGUCGACGGUCGGGUUUCGGGUGAAUCCUGGGGGGAGACAGCAGGUUUUGCAUCGGGAUGAUAAUGACUACCAUCCGCAUGAUAAACAGCUGCCGGUGAUGAUUGGAUGCGUCACGGCGUUGACUAGAACGGUCAAAGAGAAUGGCGCUACCAUUGCUAUCCCGGAAUCGCAUCUCUGGGGCCCGGAGAGACAACCGCUCGAUGAAGAGGCGGUCCCGGCAGAGCUUGAACCCGGAGAUGCUCUUAUCUUCCUGGGGAAUUUGUAUCACGCCGGCGGGGCGAAUACUACCCAGAACGACUGCCGUGAAACCGUGGGUAUAUUCCUCUGCCAGCCGACCCUACGUCCCGCUGAGAAUUACUUCCUCGAAAUACCGCUGGAGAGGGUGAGGAAGUUGAAACCGCAGGCGCAGCGACUGCUAGGAUACGGGGUCAUGGAACCGGGAGUAGGCUUCAUGCACUAUCAGGACCCCAUGAGGGUGUUGUUCGGAGUGGAGGACGAGGAAACGAUCAACAUGUGA
Aspergillus melleus is the source of this 876-nucleotide messenger RNA. RefSeq names its product phytanoyl-CoA dioxygenase family protein. Lineage: Eukaryota; Fungi; Ascomycota; Eurotiomycetes; Eurotiales; Aspergillaceae. The record is from RefSeq and is a predicted model, not a curated record. The transcript has 3 exons. Bases 1 to 876 code for a protein of 291 amino acids.